AUGUUGCGAAAUUUAUGUGACGCCCCAUUGCCUAACACCAAUGAGGAUCCGGCUAAAUAUUUGCACUACAAUGGAACCAGAACAACUCCUGACUUACUCUUGGCUUCAAGCGGCAUCAGCGAGCAUACGCGCAGCAGAAUAAUUGACGAUCCUGGUUUUGGUCACAAACAAGUCAUUGCUAGUAUUAACAUCGGCAGCAAAAUCAUGUCAAGGAAAGCGCCAACUAGGCUAGCAUGGAACUUCAAGAAGGCUGACUGGUCUGGAUUCACAAACCUUUUAGACAAUGAACAUCACACAAGUCCACUAAACUUCAACCAACAUCCUGACAAACUUUGCACUACAAUCAAGAAUGUUAUGAUCAGAUGUGCAAAGAAAACUAUUCCCCGAGGCAAGACAAAACACUAUCGAGUGUUCUGGUCUAAAUACCUUGAGGAAGCUAAAAGAAAGCGGGACGCCCUUCGCAACACUGCUGAUCAGUACUGGAAGCGCGACGCCCUUCGCAACACUGCUGAUCAGACUGGAAGAACAAACGCCCUUCGCAACACUGCUGAUCUGACUGGAAGAACGGAGCGUACAAACCUGGAGACGACAAUCAGCUUUCAUCUCGAAUAUCAACUAUCAAACACUUCCUUCGACAAGUUCAUCUCAAAUAUCAACUAUCAAAGUGAUGACCAACGCACUUUCAAAUUUCUGAGAAACCUCCAAAACAAUCCAACGCACCAAUUCCUGGGUAACCUCCAAAACAACAGAGAAAGACCCACGAAGAGAACCAACGCUUUAAAACACACAAAAAAGAACCAAUACGCUUAA
Rodentolepis nana is the source of this 810-nucleotide messenger RNA. NCBI's taxonomy places the organism in Eukaryota, Metazoa, Platyhelminthes, Cestoda, Cyclophyllidea, Hymenolepididae. The record is from the annotation of a GenBank genome assembly.